AUGGUUGACACAUCGGCUAUCGGGAUCAAUGUAUUGGUCAUCCAGCCAGCACCACCAAAGUGGGCAAUUGAUAUCAUGAAGUACCUUGGAGAAGGCCAAGUCCUAGGCGACCAGGAAGAAGCGCGAAAGGUUAGAAAUAGAGCAGCGCAUUUCACGUUGUGGGAAGGAGUCCUGUAUAGAAGAGGUUUCUCCAAACCCCUUCUAAGGUGCGUCUCGCCUGAAGAGACCCAGUAUGUCCUAGCUGAGAUACACGAAAGAAUCUGCAUCAAUCAUUCUAGUGGAAGGGCAUUGGUCGCCAGGGUCAUGCGUGCGGGGUAUUACUGGCCCCACUCCCUUUGGGAUGUAGAGGACUUGGUGAAGAAAUGCCCCAAGUGCCAAGAACAUGCGCCCAUUCCCCACUGCCUGCCGGAACAACUGACCUCCAUUGUGCCCCCCGACCCUUUGAACAAUGGGGGCUUGACCUCGUCAGCCCAUGUUUCGAGGGCAAGGAAGGAGGGAAGUUUGUAA
Molecule: messenger RNA, 507 nt
Organism: Juglans microcarpa x Juglans regia
Lineage: Eukaryota; Viridiplantae; Streptophyta; Magnoliopsida; Fagales; Juglandaceae
Exons: 1
Coding region: 1-507 (168 amino acids)
Source: RefSeq, a predicted model, not a curated record